AUGGGAUGGUACAGAAGACCAUUUCGAUCCUCUUUUAAUGCUUUUCGUAGCUACACCUCAAAUAUUACUGCACGCAGAAACCCCAUUCAAGAAUCGAGUUUAAGAAGUGGUUGCUACACUGAUUCUUUGAAGCCCAGCUUUACUAAAUCAAGAAUUUCUGAAUUUUCUCAACCAAUUUUUAGGAAUUGUGCUUUACAAAAUGGUUUUAAAUCAAUCCAAUGUAAUAGCCCCUUUCUUCACGGAGCAAAGAGGUUUUACUAUGUGGAUAGGUACCAGGUUUAUCACUUUAAGCCAAGAGGAUUCAAAAGGUGGUUUCAGAAUCCCAGAAACGUGAUUAUUGUGGUUUUGGUAGGCUCUGGGGUUGUUGUUACUAUAUACUUGGGGAAUUUGGAGACUGUACCUUACACAAAAAGAACCCAUUUUGUUCUUUUAUCGAAAAAUUUGGAAAAAGAGCUGGGAGAGACUCAAUUUAAGCAGUUGAAACAAAGUUUUAAGGGGAAAAUCCUGCCCCCACUUCACCCAGAGAGCAUUAGGGUUCAAGCAAUAGCGCAUGACAUAAUUGAGGCUUUACAGAGAGGUUUGAGGAAAGAGAACGUGUGGAGUGAUGUAAGGUACUCACCAGAGAGUGUUGGGUUGCCUCACGAGACUAGUGGGCACGAGACUUUGAUGGGAUUAGGUGACAAGAUUACUGAUGAGGAGAAGUGGUUAAAGUUAAAGGAGGAGAAAUGGAACAAGGACGAUGAAAUUCUUGAUGAUCAUUGGGUGCAGAAGAGUAGGAAGGAAGGUCAAAAGAAAGGGAUGAAAUCUGAGAGUGGGCAUUUGGAGGGUUUGAAGUGGGAGGUUAUUGUGGUUAAUGAGCCUAUAGUUAAUGCCUUUUGUAUGCCUGGUGGUAAGAUCGUCGUUUUUACCGGUUUGCUUAAUCAUUUCAGAUCAGAUUAUGAAAUUGCAACCAUUCUCUCGCAUGAGGUUGCUCAUGCUGUGGCUAGGCACUCGGCUGAACAAAUUUCAAAGAACCUAUGGUUGGACAUUUUACAGUUAAUUCUGUAUCAGUUUGUGAUGCCUAAUCUAGUCAACACGAUGUCACAUCUCUUCCUAAGGCUUCCUUUUUCUCGGAGGAUGGAGAUGGAAGCAGAUCACAUUGGACUUAUGCUCAUGGCUUCUGCUGGGUAUGAUCCUCGAUUGGCUCCCCAAGUCUACGAGAAGUUGGGAAGAAUCUCGGGUGACUCAGCUUUGAGGGAUUAUCUUUCCACCCAUCCUUCUGGAAAGAAGAGAUCUCAAAUGUUGGCUCAGGCUAAAGUCAUGGAAGAGGCACUCGAGUUAUACAGGGAGGUACAGGUGGGACGAGGGAUUGAGGGUUUUCUUUAG
Messenger RNA from Fraxinus pennsylvanica, 1365 nucleotides. The record is from the annotation of a GenBank genome assembly. NCBI's taxonomy places the organism in Eukaryota, Viridiplantae, Streptophyta, Magnoliopsida, Lamiales, Oleaceae.